Momordica charantia (bitter melon) is the source of this 1115-nucleotide messenger RNA. It is a transcript of the gene SEP4, whose product is annotated as K-box region and MADS-box transcription factor family protein. Gene Ontology annotation, biological process: positive regulation of transcription by RNA polymerase II. Gene Ontology annotation, cellular component: nucleus. The record is from RefSeq and is a predicted model, not a curated record. Gene Ontology annotation, molecular function: RNA polymerase II transcription regulatory region sequence-specific DNA binding; protein dimerization activity; DNA-binding transcription factor activity. Lineage: Eukaryota; Viridiplantae; Streptophyta; Magnoliopsida; Cucurbitales; Cucurbitaceae.
UGGGAUAAAGGAUUAUUCUUCUCUCUCUCUCAUGAGUUUGAGUUUGUUUGUGUGUGGUUUAUAAAUAGGAGAAAGUGAUGAGAAAUGGGAGAGAAGGGAGAUAAUAAUAUAAAUUAAGUAGUAGUAGAAUUAUGGGAAGAGGGAGAGUGGAGCUGAAGAAGAUAGAGAACAAAAUAAAUCGACAGGUUACGUUCACCAAGAGGAGAAAUGGGCUUCUUAAAAAGGCCUACGAGCUCUCAAUUCUCUGCGAUGCCGAAGUUGCCCUCAUCAUCUUCUCCACUCGCGGCAAACUCUACGAAUUCUCCAGCUCCUCAAGUAUAGCCAAGACUUUGGAGAGGUAUCAAAGGCACAGCUAUGGCGCAUUGGAACCCUCCCACCAUCCCAAGGACACUCAGAGAUGGUACCAGGAGUAUUUGAAGCUCAAAGCAGAAGUGGAAUCCCUCCAGCAUUCUCAGAGGCGAUUUCUUGGGGAGGAAUUAGAUGAUCUGGAGACCAAGGAACUUGACCAACUUGAGAUCCAAUUAGAAAUGUCUCUGAAGCAAAUCAGGUCCGCAAAGAGUCAAACGAUGUUUGAUCAGUUAUCUGAUCUUCAAAAAAAGGAAGAGUUGCUGCUGGAAACAAAUCAAGCUUUGAGGAGGAAGUUGGAGGAAAGUAAUGCAGCUCUUCAUUGGACAUGGGAAGCUUCAGAUCAGCACAGUUUGCAAUACAGCCGACAAGCUGAGGGCUUUCUUCAACGCAAUAACAUUGUUGCAUUGGAAAAUAGUUACCAUCCUGCAGAAGUUUCAAAUCAAGAAAAUGGCAUAAACUCUGGGCCAGAACCAGAAGCUGCUAGUGGGUUUCCUUCACACUGGAUGAUGCUUUGAUCUUCACAAAACAAAACCAAUUAAUACUUUAUAAUUUCAACCAUAUAUAUUCAAUAUAUAUCACAACAAUAUUAUAUAAUAAUAUAUGAACCAAAUCUCUCACAGGAUGUCACCCAUUUGCAUCAAUUGUUCAUGUGUUCUUUCUUCUUUUCAAACUAUUAUUCUCAAUUUGAGCCUAAAACUCAUUUACUUUUUUCGCGCUCUUCGAUUGAAAUGUAUUGUGGGAGAGAUUUGAUCUUGGUUGAGAAUAUA